Messenger RNA from Trematomus bernacchii (emerald rockcod), 4658 nucleotides. RefSeq names its product F-box and leucine-rich repeat protein 20 (gene fbxl20). Gene Ontology annotation, molecular function: protein binding. NCBI's taxonomy places the organism in Eukaryota, Metazoa, Chordata, Actinopteri, Perciformes, Nototheniidae. The record is from RefSeq and is a predicted model, not a curated record. Gene Ontology annotation, biological process: SCF-dependent proteasomal ubiquitin-dependent protein catabolic process. The transcript has 16 exons. The coding region runs from base 292 to 1602 and encodes 436 amino acids. Gene Ontology annotation, cellular component: SCF ubiquitin ligase complex.
AAACCUGUUGCCUCUAGCCAGGCAUUCGUGCUACGUGGGCUGUCGAAAGGUUGACACCCCACUUUGAUAUUUAUCUUUGCUCAUAUGAGCUUGUAGCCUACUGGACCCGCACUGCGAGCUUUGGUUUUAAGGAACAGCCAGCAAGCCGACAAAAAACAACAACGACAUCGCACCCCACUGAGAGGACGGUAGCAUGAUAGUCGUGGAGGGGAAUCGGCGGAAGACGGCCCGUGUCUGUAUUUUACUUCGCCUGCACCGAAUCCAUUGAGUCGGUAACCACCAGUGUCCGACAUGGGGAAGGAGGUAAACGGUGUUUCGCGGAGUCGGUUUGAGAUGUUCACAAAUAGUGAUGAGGCGGUCAUCAAUAAGAAGCUGCCCAAGGAGCUGUUAUUACGAAUCUUCUCCUUUCUGGAUGUGGUGACACUCUGUCGCUGUGCCCAGGUCUCACGGUCCUGGAACGUUCUGGCCUUGGAUGGCAGCAACUGGCAACGCAUCGACCUCUUCGACUUUCAGAGGGACAUUGAGGGCCGGGUGGUGGAGAACAUCUCGAAGCGAUGUGGGGGGUUCCUCAGGAAGCUGAGCCUGCGGGGGUGUCUGGGUGUGGGUGACAGCGCCCUGAGGACUUUCUCGCAGAACUGCAGGAACAUCGAGCUGCUUAGUCUGAACGGCUGCACCAAAAUCACUGACAGCACGUGUAAUAGCCUCAGUAAGUUCUGUCCAAAGCUGAAGCACCUGGACCUCGCCUCCUGUACCUCAAUCACCAACCUGUCACUCAAAGCUCUCAGUGAGGGCUGUCCCCUGCUGGAGCAGCUCAACAUCUCCUGGUGUGAUCAGGUCACCAAGGACGGCAUCCAGGCCCUGGUGCGCUGCUGUCCCGGGCUCAAAGGCCUUUUCCUCAAGGGAUGCACACAGUUAGAGGACGAGGCUCUGAAGCACAUCGGGGCUCACUGUCCGGAGCUGGUCACACUCAACCUGCAGACAUGUUCACAGAUCACAGAUGAGGGCCUCAUCACAAUCUGCAGGGGCUGUCACCGCCUGCAGUCUCUGUGUGUGUCGGGCUGCGCCAACAUCACAGACGCCAUCCUGCACGCCCUGGGACAGAACUGCCCUCGCCUCAGAAUACUAGAAGUGGCUCGCUGCUCUCAGCUUACAGACGUGGGCUUCACUACAUUAGCAAGGAAUUGUCAUGAGCUUGAGAAAAUGGAUUUAGAAGAAUGUGUGCAGAUCACAGAUGGAACACUCAUCCAGCUGUCUAUCUACUGUCCUCGUUUGCAAGUCCUGAGCCUGUCUCACUGCGAGCUGAUCACGGAUGACGGCAUCAGACACCUGGGCAGCGGCCCCUGCGCUCACGACCGCUUGGAGGUGAUCGAGCUUGACAACUGCCCCCUCAUCACAGACGCCUCGCUGGAGCACCUGAAGAGCUGCCACAGUCUGGACCGCAUCGAGCUCUACGACUGCCAGCAGAUCACCCGCGCAGGCAUCAAGAGACUAAGGACCCAUCUGCCUAACAUCAAAGUGCAUGCAUACUUUGCCCCCGUCACUCCGCCCCCCUCCGUCGGGGGCAGCCGUCAGAGGUUUUGCCGCUGUUGCGUCCUGCUAUGAUGUAAAGACAACAUCCCCCCCCCCCCCCCCUUCCCUCUCCCUCGAACACGGUCCCCGCAGCUCGUCACUUGACCCCUGACCUGCUGUCCUCCUCCUGGCAUCCCGUCAUAGAGUACGUGCUGGUGUGCCCCCCCCUGCCCCACCACCCUUUUGAGCUGCAGAGAGAGGGAGAGAGCCAAAACACUCUACAAGAUCUUGGGUAACUUUCCCCCAAAAAACAUUCCCCAGUCUCUCCUCAAACACAAACACAGUUCAUGCACAGCUGACUCUCCGAUGUGCACACACACAUUUAAACACACCGAUUUACUCUUUGAAGAAUGUCACAACAUUCCUGGUCUGUGAUCAGUGGACAAACCACUAUUACAAAGAGGGUUAUGUAAAAUACAAUGCGGUCCCUACUGUUCAAGGGUUUUAACUCUCAAUCAUAUAAAGUAAAUAAUAAUAUUCAAAUCCAAAAACCGUUGUUCUGUAUUUGAGAAGAGUGAUACUACUUAUGUAGCACUUUGAGACAGAUCAUAGCCUUUAAACAGAAAAUUGAAAAAGCCCUCUUAACCUCUCACAAAUACUUCCCUCAGUGUUAACAGCUACCUCUAGACGGGAACUGCACUUGAGUAGAUCCCGUGUUAGCUUUGUUCAGCAGUUUAUGUCGAAAAGAGCAACGAUGCAGCUAGUAAACUGCCGACACCUCCAACACACACAUAGAAAGCAGCAGAAAGCCUAUUUUUGUGAUUUAAAAAAAUAAUAAUACUUGCAGCUAUUUGCACUUACAGUAAAGCAAGGAUGAGACACUUUAAAAAGAUGACCAUCUCAGAAUCUAAGACUGUCAUUUUACUAACAACACACACAACUACAAAUCUCCAUGCACACACUGAGCUUGCUACACCCGUACCCUCGCCUCUCUCUGUCUCUCUGUUACAAUCAGAUGCUUCAAUAUACUGAAGAGGAAAAAAGACAAAGUUUAAUAUUUUUCUAAAAAUGGACCCCAAUUAAGACUCACAAGUUGGGUCUCGAAAAGAUGCCAAAUGUUGCAUGUAACACCUCUAGUUUUUUAAAAUCGAAUUGUAAAUAUAUUUGGACUGCGGAGUCCGAGAGUCAAAGCCAGCUAAACGACAGAUGAUGUUAUGAGAUCAAGGCAGAGGUUUCUGUCAGUGGGUCUUUCCGAGGGAACUAUGGCGACGCUCACACAUGCUGGGUAAAGUGUCUUCGAAAUAUGUGCUGGCGCUUAAUGGACCAUCAAAAUGAGCCGUCACUUAAUCUGGAGUUUGACAGAAGAAGAACUGACUGUGACUGGACUCUGAAAGGUUCUGUCAACAGCAGAAAAAGACGCUCUUUUGACUGGAGAAAAAAAAAAAGUCUGACAUUCAUGUUGUCGGACGAGAAGAAUGGAAAGAAAAAGCCAACUGAAAACAAUCCAAGUACGUUUAUUUUCAGUAAGUUUGAUUUCGUUUAGUUGAUCUUGUUUUUGCAUCGGUGCCGUUUCUGAUGACGAGGAAGUGGUGUGCAGCGGUGACGGGAUGCAUCGGUGACUUUUCGACUCCCAUGAGGACUUGCAGCGUGUGACACCCUGCCAGCUGUGACGCUGCCCGAUGUAUAGACCAGAUCAGUCACUGAAGGAGGAAGUCAACUGAAUCUUGAGCGCACAAUUCUGGCCUACUGACGGAUAUGAUGGAAUGAUUUUUGUCUCAUCGGAGGGCGAUAAUGGACUUCGGAGCCACGCCCUAUGAAGUAUUGAAGCCUUUUUCUUAUGGAUUAUCUUCUCCUGCACUUGCACCUGCUUUAUUCUGUCUCAUUUUCUUCCAAUUUUCUUUUUAUAAAUGUGUCCUUUACUGCUUUUCUUUCUGAUUUCCUCUGGAUCUCUCCCAUUUUUUUUUUUCUCUUCUUUCGCAUUUCUGUUUUGGUGUGGUUUGGAUUGCGCCUGCUUUGUGUUUGAAGUCAUGAGUUCAGUGUCUCCAAGUUGAGUUUGAGCCCUUUUCCAGUCCUCAGUUUUGAUCUGAUGGUGUUUGUGUUUUUAUUCAGAGUUUAUUGUUACUAAAUGUCCAGAGUGUAGCCUUUGUCUAGGGGAAGUGUUGGAGCCAGUGCAAUUGUAAUAAAUGUUCAAAUCUGAGUUGGAUUUUUUUAAAUGUGAGUUGAGAAGGGGUUCACGAUGACAUAUGUAUGAUGUAGGUUCUUCUUAUUGAAUGUUUCCAUCAAGGGGAAGUCGUCAGGACGGCUGUUCAGGCAUAGUUUGCCACAUUAGCAGAAUCUGAUUUUUCUCCCAUAUGCACGCUGAACUUCAUUUUAUGCCUUGCCCUCUCAAAAUGCACCCUGCCCAAAAACUAAAUCUAUAAUUCACUUUGAGAUCUGACGGCUUCAGCAGGCGGAAUAAUACAAACUGCGAUGAUUCAGUGUAAUCCAGUCUGAUCUGUUUUGUUUGAAUGGGGGUUUACGGGAGAUUAGGGAACAAUUUAGAGUCAAGAUGACGGAUAUAUGUAAUGUAUUCUGUCACUUGCCUUUGGGGUUAAGGAGGUUAACUGGAGGAAAAAGGAGAGGUUUGCAGGAUUAAAGACUGUGAGCCUGGUUGUUAAAACCCUUAGCGUGCACUGUUUGUUGCAGUGCUCCUUACACUAGUGCUCAAACAAGUCCGACACAUUGAAGGGAUUACAGGUCAUCUUUGACCUGCUCCGGAUGGUUUUAUAUGAACAAAAGAAAUGUUAUCAGUCUUUUUAUGGUACAGUAUACACUACAGGCUCUACAAAGCAAACUUAUUUUUCCUCACAGUAUCAAACACCGCUUCGUCCUUCUGUCAGACCUUCCACCUGUUCAUUCGGAGGUCGAGAUUCUGCGCUCUGGAUGCGUUUGUUUUGUGUCCCAAACACUGGAGUGAGGACAGAGGGCAAGAGAUGAAUCCAAGGUGUGUGUUCAUGCGAAAUUGACACCUGAGAAAAUUCAAAAACAAUUUUGACAAUGACUGUAGCUCAUAUAAUUACUGUAAAUCUUUUCCUUUUUUUUCUUUCUUUUUUUAUUAACCGAUAUAAAUGAAUAUGUACGUAUGAAUAAAUAUAUACCUAUAUUAUUAA